AUGCCCAGAAGAAACUACCAUCCAGACAGGAACUUUUUCAGAGGGAAAGGACACAGCUAUCUUGCAGCAGAAGAAGCUCUGGGCAUUGGACUCUUCAUUUUGGUGCUGGCCAUUUUACUUAUCUUUGGCUGCUGGUAUUACAGAAGACGUAGUGGCUAUAAAAGUCUGCGGAGUAAAAGCUCCAGUGUGGGCACAAUACGAACCAUGGUAGGUGAGGGAACAAUACCAGACUGCAAAAUAGCUCUGCAGGAGUACAGAAACUUUAAUUCUGUGGUACCUGAUGCUCCACCAGCUUACGACAAAAUUACUGCAGAUCAGUCACCACCACCUUAUUCACCAUGA
This is a messenger RNA of Opisthocomus hoazin, 342 nucleotides long. It is a transcript of the gene MLANA, whose product is annotated as melan-A. Gene Ontology annotation, cellular component: trans-Golgi network; melanosome; endoplasmic reticulum membrane. NCBI's taxonomy places the organism in Eukaryota, Metazoa, Chordata, Aves, Opisthocomiformes, Opisthocomidae. The record is from RefSeq and is a predicted model, not a curated record.